Messenger RNA from Scylla paramamosain (green mud crab), 7159 nucleotides. RefSeq names its product cationic amino acid transporter 4-like. Gene Ontology annotation, molecular function: amino acid transmembrane transporter activity. The transcript has 10 exons. Gene Ontology annotation, biological process: transmembrane transport; amino acid transport. Lineage: Eukaryota; Metazoa; Arthropoda; Malacostraca; Decapoda; Portunidae. Bases 226 to 2244 code for a protein of 672 amino acids. Gene Ontology annotation, cellular component: plasma membrane. The record is from RefSeq and is a predicted model, not a curated record.
CUGUCAGCUUGUCUCUCGCUCGCAGUUGCCUCAUAUUGAAGUGGAAGGGAAGGUGUUGGAGUGCGUGGAGGCUGGCAAGAUAGGCUGCCGUGAGCUGCAGAGUGGAAAUUACACCAACACAUGAGGAAUGUUAAUUAAUAACGUGUCAAGCAUUCCGACUGGUGUAGAUUGACAAGAGUUCUGACAUAAAUCAGGAAGUAGCGGCUGCAGGAGGCUGGCAGCAAGAUGACGGGGCUAAGACAGAGGCUGCUGACGGAGGCGUGGGGGGGCACCUGGCACCGCAUGUGGCGCACAAAGAAGGUGGCAUCGGGAGUCAUGGAGACGCCUCUUAGCCGCUGUCUCUCCACCCUGGACAUUACCCUGCUUGGCAUCGGGCACAUGGUUGGGGCGGGAAUCUACGUGCUGACGGGAACUGUGGCCAAGGAUACAGCUGGUCCUGGCAUCGUACUGUCCUUCCUAUUGGCCGGGCUCGCCUCCUUCCUGUCAGCGCUGUGCUAUGCUGAGUUUGGCGCACGGGUUCCGAAGGCGGGGUCAGCGUAUGUGUACACCUAUGUGACCGUGGGGGAGUUCUGGGCCUUCGUGAUUGGCUGGAACAUUAUCCUGGAGCACAUGAUUGGCGCGGCGUCGGUGGCACGGGCUUGGUCAGGCUACGUGGAUUCUUUCUUCGAUAAAGCGCUCAGCAACUUCACGAUGUCAACCAUUGGACAGAUGCACGCGGGAUAUUUGGCAUCCUACCCAGACUUCCUUGCGUUCUUCGUCACACUGGUGUACUGCAGCUUCCUCACCCUGGGCGUCAAGGGAUCUGCGUACUUCAACUCCAUCUUCACGCUCAUCAACCUUUGCGUCAUGACCUUCGUGAUCGUAGUGGGCAUGUACUUCGCUGACUUCUCUAAUUGGACCAGUGGCGAAGGAUUCUUGCCAUUCGGAUUCUCUGGGAUCAUCUCCGGGGCAGCCACUUGUUUCUACGCCUUUGUUGGUUUCGACAGCAUUGCCACAGCGGGAGAGGAAGCCAAGGAACCCGCCAAAUCCAUCCCAAGGGCCACAUUGGUGUCCAUGAGUGUGGUAACUGCCGGCUACGUGCUAGUGGGCGCCACACUCACCCUCAUGGUCCCGUAUUACAGUCUCAACCCCGCUGCCGCCAUACCUGACGCCUUUGCAGCUCAUGGCGCCACGUGGGCCAAGUAUGUGGUGAGCAUCGGGGCGCUGUGCGGGAUGACCACCACACUUUUCGGCUCUCUGUUCAGCCUGCCGCGGUGCGUGUAUGCCAUGGCGGUGGACGGCCUCAUUUUCUCCUGGCUCGCCCGCGUCUCCGAUAAAACCAAGGUGCCCAUCAUCACGCUGCUAUUGUGUGGCUUCUUCUCGGCGCUCAUUGCUCUCCUCUUCGACAUCGAGAAGCUGGUGGAGUUUAUGAGCAUCGGUACCUUGAUGGCAUACACGAUCGUCAGUGCCUCUGUCAUUAUACUACGUUAUCAGCCGGCCUCAAGGUGCAACAUCAAGAGUCCCUCGCACACCCAGAUCGCCACACCAACGCCCGUGGGUCCACCCUCGCCCACCACACCAAUGGAGGAUACUAUGAAGUAUUCCUCAGAUACGUGCUCUCUUCUGGGUUCGUGCUCUUCCCUCGUCCUCGGUGAUCCACCCGGCGAAGGUGGAGAGCUGCGUUCGACGUUCCGGUGGCUCCUGCCAGUAUUAGGACAGCGGGAGGCGGGCUUGGUAGUGGCGUGGACUGUGGUGGUAUUCACGAUGAUCAGUGCCGCCCUCUGCUCCCUCCUUCAGUUUGGCAGUGACUUCCUGGCUCUGCCCUACCCUGCCGUGUGGGCUGUCAUCCUCACCGUUGUUCUCGUCAUCGCCCUUAUAUUCAGUGUCGUGGUAAUAACAGCUCAUCACCAAAACGAAUUGGUACUCUCGUUCAGAGUGCCGCUGGUGCCUCUGUUACCACUCACCUCUAUCUUCUUCAAUGUGGGCCUUAUGAUGCAUCUCAACCCCAUGACGUGGCUGCGCUUCAUCGUCUGGAUGGUUCUGGGAUUGCUCCUAUACUUUGCGUAUGGCCAGCACCACUCCCGGGAAGGAGAGCCUGUGAGCAGCUACUCCACAUUGCUGAGCGAACCCGCUCCAGCUGGCAACACUGUGUUCGGAUCAGUGCAACAUACGCUGUCUCACGUCACGGCAAAGAUCGCCUCUGCUGCUUCAGAAGACAAGAAACCCAUAGUGGAGCAGGAUGAAGCAGGCAACGACGAUCUGUGAGAAGUGCCGACUUGUCCCUCCAUGGCCGUCAGCUAGUGAUGAUGGACGCGCCAUGAAAGGUGAGGAGGUAGUUAAGUGUGGUUGAUGGUUAAAGUUCCGGUCUUCUUUUUCCAAGUGAUGGCUCGAGUGUCAGGAAUAUAGGGUGUGAAGUAUUAAGUAAGAAGAGAAUCAGACAUGAGAAUGCUGCAAGUGAUGGACAGCACUCACUACCCGUAGGUGCAAGUUGAAACCAGCAAAAGAAUCAGUUUUUGAUGAAAUAGGGCAGUGCGCUACUCAUCAGGCGCUCACAGAUGUGAUAGUCCUUUCUUUAAAAACGAGAAGGUACGCUCUUCGCCUCGGGAAAUACAAUUUACAGCGUGGCGUUGCGGUCAAGGGGCGUGAUAUGCUUCAGGAUUAAUGUAACGACGAAAAUGGAGGAAAGAAAAUGUAAGAACAAAAUAUGACCUAUCAAAACGUGUUUGUUACAUGUGGGCUACUCAAACACCAUAGGUGAGAUAACAAUGUUGAAGUUUUUAAACGUUUCUCUGGAAGAAUGAUUGUAUUUCCAGAGGCGUGCAAUAGCAAUGGAUGGACUCUCCAACUGUGAAGAAUAUUUCAAAACUUCGUUCUGUAACCACCCUCCCCUUGAUAGUGACGCACACUUUUCAAGCAGUAACGCGCAGGCGAGGCUAAAAGUCAUGUGUCAAUAGAAAUAUCUUGUUUUGUGGUAUGUUGCCACAGCAGUUCAUCAUAUGGAAAACAUUCACUGCAACUCUUGCAAUGACAUUCAUUGUUUGAAGCUGAUACUUUCAGCUGUACGUAGUAUUGUUUCCACAUUUUUUUUUUUUCUAAUACAAGUUCAAAAGCACACUUGGCAUAUAUGCAAAUCAAGGUACCGGUUAACAGAUAUAAGUGUGUAUUAUAUUCAAUAAAAUAUUAACAUUAUGAGUACAUAGGAGUAAAGUUCCUUUCUUGCAACAAAAAAAAUCAUGAAAUAAUCCCUAUCUUUGCUAACUCAUUCUAUAAUUUGCUGCUCUAUAGAGUUAAAUAUUAUAUCUUAAUGUGGAAAAUUGUCUUAUUAUUCAAAGGCUAGGUAUAAAAGAGGGGAGGACAUUGGUGCUACUGCCUAAAAUAAAUAUGGGCUUUCCAAAAUAUAUCAGUUUAACUUGAUGGAGUGAUGUUACAUUAGAAUAUGGAGAAGGAGGGCAUUUUGCUAACUUGACAGUAGGAAUAGGUGAGGUUCAUCUGUGAAAUUUUAUUCCUACAAAUACAUCAAGACUGCCAGCUGCAAACUAUUUGUAUCUCAGAUGUCACUAUUUUCAUCUGAAAAUGUACUGUAUUUUAUAUGAUUAAGUUCCUUAAAAAUAUCUGUUUCUGCACCUACUAUAAUAAGAGAUACCAGCAUUGUGGUGUUGGCUGGCAUUGUGGUGUCAUGACAUUGCUGGUAAAUGUGCUGUUGUCACUCUUUUUAAGAAUAACUAUUUUACAAAGGCUAUGCAUAAUUUCAAGGAAGAGACUACUUUGGACUUGACUGAUAUUGUGUCUUAUAUUCAAGCUCUCCUCAAAUAAGUAUGUGUAGCUAUGUACUAUGUUGAUUUCUGUUGCCUGGGAAGGUAUGUAAGUCCUAAUCAAAAUUCACACUCAAUGGUGUUGAUUAGUGUUUAUGUAUUGGGCAUGGGGUGGUGGCCUUGAGUCUUAAACACCAAGAAUUAUUAAAUUACUUGAACUUUGAAAGUUGUUUUGUGUUAUUGAACAAUUUGGUGUAGACAUUUUUCAAGUAAGUUUGGAUUAUGCAUUUUGAAUAAGUAUUGUAUAUUCUUAUAACACUGAGGUACAUAAAGAUGGUCAUUUUAUGAUAUUGAUUUUGGCUUAUGUGCAUGGGAUGCAUUUUUUGAGACAUGCAUUUCAGGAAAAGCCAAUUAUACUGUUAUUCACAUAUAACAGAUCAAGUACUGUUAGUGUGACUGGAAACAAGCUUUAUUUCUUGGAGAACAAAUUGGUUUUUGUGUGCAACUUAAUCCAUGUUUUUAAGGUAACAAAUUAUUUAAGAGAAAAGUAUGGGUUAAGGUUUUGAGGGUUGGUAGCUUCCUGAUGUAUAAUAUUUCUGACAUAACUUCUUGUGUAACCUAUAUGUUUCUUCAACAAUAUAUAAUCAUGUGUAUAUCCUGAUGGAAACAGAUAACAAACUGUGAAUCAGUGGAUGGCAGCAUAUAAGUGUUAGUACUUAAACAAUUAGAAGGUGAAGAAGCUGUGUAUGCCUGCACCAACAGGGGUUCCUUUCCAUAACCAUUCUCCCAUGGAUUAUAUUUUUUGAUGUCAGUUCUUAUGCCCCAUAAUUGCUGAUAGACCUUAGUACCACACUGAGAAUGGCUGGUUGUGUAAACCCAUCAAAGGAAUGUAGUAAGGAUCAUUUACAAAGAGCUUUACAAAUAAUCUGUAACACUUGGGUUAAAGAGCAGCUUGAAACAGUCCCUCACUGAGUCAGUCAAACUCAUUACACUUGUCAAAUGUAUCAAAUAAAUUCACAAAUUAUUCUGAUUUUGACUUAAACAAAAAAGAAGCAGUCAGGACUGAAAGGACAGUUGUCAUGACAUUAUCAUACUGUGAUCCCACUUGGAUUAUGUCCUUCAAAACUUUAUUUUCCCUCCACUCAAUUAAAAUAUAAGCACCACACAUAAUUGGUCAACUAACAGAUAGGUACAACAUAACUGUGACUGUAUCAGCCAGAACUCGUAAUUUUAUAAAAUAAUUUUCAUAAAAGACCCUCCUAUUUGUGAUUUAUCUAGUUUGGUGACAGGCAGCUCAUGGUUCACCUCAGGGUUAAGGAGAGAGGAUGAGCCAUCCCAGUAUGUAAAUAUCAGGCAUUGACAUCCAUCUACUUGUCCAUUCUUUUCAUUUAUGCCUUAAUAAUAGGUGAAAUCAUCAUCAUUCAUCAUCAUCAUAGCUGGGUUGGUUUUACAAAGUCAUAACUUAUUCUUCAGGAGAGGUUGGUCCAUAUAUAAUGAUCAUGCAGUGCAAACCUUUAUUUUGUGUACAGUCUUAUAGUGGUAAUUAAUCAUGAGCCCCUUUUGUUGGCUGAAGAAGUGAGGGUCUGAUAUUCAUUAAUGUAGUCACAUAAAAUAUUUUCUUGCUGAUGUAAGAUUGAAUGCAACUCUAAGGGUCUAGAUUUAUAAACCUGAUUUGCAGUGUAAGUCUUAAACAUAAUGGCAAAACUGUCAUAAAUUCAUUGUUGUAUAAGACAUUUUAUUCUCAUUUUAGGAACAAUUUCAGAUGGUAUGGAAGCAUCUGAGUAUAUUUCCAGGGAUGGAAUGGUGUCACAUAGAUCUUAAAUUUUGAAUAGUUCUGCCAAGAUCUACAAGACUACCAACAUAAAUGAGUUAAUUGCAUCAAGGGUCUUUAAAGAAAACUGAAUAUUGCUAGAACACUAUAUAUAUUUAGUAGUAAAGAAAAGGGCUGAGUGAUGCAUGUAAUCCCACACUGGCUCUGUAACUUGUCUGAAUUAGAAAGGUGCAAGGUUGCCUGUUGUGAGAUUGUUCAUACUCUUUUGUGGGACUUGCAGUUUGGUGGGAAAUUAAUGCACUCAAGUUGUUACCUCUAGGAGCCUUUAUAGACCAUCAUUCAGGGGUUUUGUAAGGAUGCAUACACACUGUAAAGAGGUUGAUGGACUACCAGACAGUUUUACUGUUUCAUGUUGCUAUAUAUUGUACAUAAGAGUUUAUUUAUAUGUGUAAUGAUCUUAUAGAGAUAAAUACUUAUUUGUAUAUAUUAACAGAAUUAUGUGCAGAAAGAAAAUAAAAUUAAUCUGUGUAACUUUUCCUUAUCUCUUAAAUUAUAGUACCUCAGAAAUAAUGUUUACUCACUUUUGAUUACUUCUGAAAGCUGUUCUGGACAGGUUCAAGAGACAGGAGUUGUGGGUACAGAAGUGAAAGAAGAAGAAAGAAAAGUGAGAUGAACCACCAACUUAUGGUUGAAAAAAAAAUUCUCUCUCUCUCUCUCUCUCUCUCUCUCUCUCUCUCUCUCUCUCUCUCUCUCUCUCUCUCUCUCUCUCUCUCUCUCUCUCUCUCUCUCUCUCUCUCUCUCUCUCUCUCUCUCUCUCUCUCUCUCUCUCUCUCUCUCUCUCUCUCUCUCUCUCUCUCUAUAUAUAUAUAUAUAUAUAUAUAUAUAUAUAUAUAUAUAUAUAUAUAUAUAUAUGAAUGUUUACUAAGAAAGAGUGGUGGAAAUAAUAUAAAUAGUGGAAUAGUAUAUCUAAUGUUGAUACUAAAUAUUUAUGGAUUUUGGAAUUUUUAUUUUAUAAUCUUAGAGGAUUAUCCAUAUAUAACUGUAUAUAUAUAAUAAAAUUCUUGUUAACAGUUGAAAAUACAAAGUAAUAAACAUGUAUUUGGACAUCUCCAGUGCUGCCAAAAAUAGCUUGAAUGAAUAGUAGUACUGUACAAGAAAACAAAGGUUUAAUGUGGGUGUAAAGUAUGUAUACUUGGUUCAGGCUUCAAAUCCUUGGAGUGAAGACAAUUUUGCCUUGUCUCUUUUCAUGAUUUAGCCUGAUGAUUUAGAUCUAAUCAUCUUGUACAGAAUAAGUAUGGGACAUAAGCUACUGAGCUGUGACUCACAACCCUGCCAGGAACCUUGCCAAUGCACUCUAAUAAAGCUCUGAAUCAUAUGGCUUAUGCCUCAAACUGAAUGGUGAUAAAAUAAAUAUGUGCUUGGUUUAGAGAUAACCAAUUUAAUUGAGAGAGAUAUAGCAUUGUUGCUCACUGAUGAUUAGGGGUGUAAAUUUGUAUUUCAUGUUGCACACUUGUUUAUUCAGUAUGACAUUAUUUAAGUUUUAAGGAGUGCACACACACACACACACACACACACACACACACACACACACACACACACACACACACACACACACACACACACACACACACACACACACACACACACACACACACAC